AACACUAGGACUUUUGUUUUGGAAAGCCGCUAUGUGGCGGUCGCCAUUAUUCUUCCUGGCUUGACGGUCGUAAGAAAGACGGUUAAAUACUUUAAAAACAUUAUUGUUAGAGGUGAGGUGAAACGCGGUCAGUGUACCUAUGCAGUCGGUUGAGUAACUCAUGAAUUAGCGACACAUCCUGUGCACAGAAUGGAGAAACGAUCCAAUACUACAGGUGCCCUUCCCCUGGCCUCCCUUCGAUUGAUGGCCUCCCCUCUGCAGCUGACCUACUCGUACAUGUGGCAGGUCAUACGGCAGAGAAAUGUGAAGCUGUAUGGGAAAGUGGAGGAGUUUGUCACCAUGGUGACACAGACCGUUCCUGAGCUUAUGAGUUUCAAGCAGACAGCCCAACUCAUUUUGGGGCUGAGAGCAAGGAUCAUUUUGGAUUUGCUUCACAAAGAGGGCCCACCAGAUUCCAAGGCCAUUCAAACUCUAAUAAAUAAGUUGAAGGUCUCUGCACCUUCAGUGAAGGAUUCAGAAGUGGAAAAAUCUCAAACAAACUUCAUGGUUCUGGUCCAGAAUCUGCUUAAAAACCCAGCUGAGAGGAAGCGCUUCUUCCAGGAAGUUUUCCCUGUUCAGUAUGGCACAAAGUUUGAUACAGCACUGCAGGCUCUGAUUGCAGGUCUGGUGUGCAAGCUAGAGCAACUUCUUCCUGUUCCCAAUCUGUCACAGCUUGGUACCAUGAUUUCAACAGAGCCCACUGUCCUGGAGGCAUGUGGAGGCUUGAUCCCUGACUCCAGCGACCUGAAGACUCUCCUUCUACACCAGCAGGCAAAGGGACUCCUUGGUGUUAAAGCAACCAUCUCAUCCUCAGUGGGCGACUGUGUGCUCUCUUCACUCGCCUUCCGUUCCAAACCGGUAGAACCACCAGCACCACCCAAAUCACCAAAGCGAUUAGAGGUUGCCGUCAACGAAACAAGCCCAACCUCCCUCAGUGAAACCGAAGACUUGGGAGUGAUGUCAGAUGACUCUGACAGCCCAGCAGUCCCUAAUACAGGACCACAAAGAAGAGGGCAAUACAGUCUUAGAACAACUGAUGGCAGUGCUGCAAAGGAAAAGAGUGUAACAACAAGAGAUCAGACAGAAAGUUUGGUGCAAGAGAAGAGUUGUACACAGGAACAGUCUGCCAUGACACUACAAAACAAAGAGGACCAUGCAGCACCAGCAGCACCAGAGAAACCACAAGCACAACGGGAGCUGCCCUUAAAAUCAAUCCCCUUCAGGGUAGUUCAAAUUCCAGUCAAAACUGCAUCCACCAUACAGAAUGCGGGCAGUGCAGGAACAAAAGACGGCCAAAAGCCACACACUCAGCGAGUCACAUUACACCAGUGGGUGUCGCAGAUUGCCACCAACUCCAUCUCACUCCCAGCCCUGCCGCCACUUCCUCCAGCCAAAUUCAGUGCAGGGGAUGACUUAAAGCCCAGCAUAAGAAAAAAGAAGCAGAUUAGACCUCCAGCUGAUAGGUUCACUUGCGGUGUUUGCGAUAAGAGUUUCCCUUAUCAGUCCAAGCUAAUGGACCACGAGCGCAUUCACACAGGAGAGAAGCCGUUCAUUUGCACGGCAUGCAACAAAAGCUUCAGAACACAGGCGUUCCUCAACAACCACCUGAAGACCCACAGCACGGUCCGUCCUUAUGCCUGUGGACAGUGCGGCAAGUGUUUCACCAAAUUGCAGACCUUGACGAAGCACAUGCUGGCCCACAGUGGCCAAAAGCCCUUCUACUGCAACAUCUGUAACAAAGGCUUCACGCAGUCCACCUACUUCAAAAGACACAUGGAGUGCCACACAAGCCAGAUGACAUUCCCCUGCAAGCACUGCAGCAAAAGCUUCCCUACGGCUUUCAAGCUGUCGAACCACGAGCGUUGGCACACCAGAGAUCGUCCUCACAUGUGCGAGCGUUGCGGGAAGAGAUUCCUCGUCCCCAGCUUGCUGAAGAGACACAUGGGCUACCACAUUGGUGACCGUCAGUAUCUCUGCUCCCAGUGCGGGAAGACCUUUGUCUAUUUGUCUGACCUGAAGAGGCACCAGCAAGACCACGUGCCUAAAGCGAAGAUCCCUUGCCCUGUUUGCCAAAAGAAGUUUUCAAGCAAGUACUGCCUGAGGGUUCACCUGAGGAUCCACACCAGAGAGAGACCCUACCGGUGCUCCAUAUGUGAAAAGAGCUUCACUCAAGUCGGGAAUCUGAAGGUCCACAUCAGGUUACACACCAACGAGCGCCCGUUCAGCUGUGAUGUGUGUGGAAAGACCUACAAGUUGGCAUCCCAUCUGAAUGUCCACAAAAGAACUCAUACGUGCAAGAAGCCCUGGACGUGUGACACAUGCGGAAAGGGAUUCUCCGUCCCCGGCCUUCUUAAGAAGCACGAGCAGCUGCAUACGAGGGACGCUAACCCUGACUUCUCUGGUAAACGGAGACACAGGGGUAAGCACAAGAAGCACUCCCUCAAGAGGAAGUAUGAUGAGGAGGAUGAAGGCAGUGAUGAUUAUUAGGAGAAGAAACUUUUAGUGAAAACGAUGCUUUGAUUAGGGGUUUCAGGGCUGAUGCUGAAAACUGAUAACCAAAAUCGGCUAAUUCAGAAAGCUACUACAUAAGUGACCCUUUGAACCAUGUAAUUUUCUAAGUUUAUGUUUUUCCAAGGUUUGUCUGAUCAUUGAAUUUAAAGACUUCAAGUUACAAAUUAAGUUAUGGUGGGUAUUGCUAAUUAACCUAAAAUGUCACAUUUUGUGAGAUUUAAAGGUGGCAAUGGAGAUUUUUUUUAUUUUUUUCCUAAACACUGUGCUUUUCAAGAUGCCACCUGAAUAUAACCGACAUUUGAGAAAAGGGUAUCAUGUAAACAAAACAAGUAUUUCAAUGCAUGCGACUGUAGUUGUUUUGUCUGCUAAUAAAACAUUUUAGUGUUACUAGGAAACUUUUUAACUUUGUGACUGUAUCCUUGUGGAAAUUGUUACGAGUAAAACUACUUUUACCAUAUGCUUUUGUAUGUAACCCUGAACUGUAAACAUUACUCCACUGUUGUUUUAGAGUGAAAAUAGGCUGAUUUGUGUUUAUUAGGAUUUCACUUUUUAGUUGCAGUUUUGUUGCUCAAAUGGUGUUCGGUUAAUGCAAAAAAACAAACAACAACAACAAAAACAGAGAUUUAAUCUCGUGACAACACAGUAAAUAUUAUGAAUAUGUAUGAUGAGAUUGUGCAUCUCUUUCCUAUUACAUAACCCAUAGUGAGCAGCCAUGUAUAUAAUCCAUUAAGUGAUAAACCUGUUAUUAUACAGUUUUUUGUUUGUUUUUGAUUCUUUCCAAUAAAAUAAAUACAUACUGCAAAGGACUCUUGUCUUAUGGCUUUGUUUUCUUGUGAAUGUCGUUUUAAUUCCGCUGCAGUCUUGACCAAUCUAGUCAUCAUGUGCCCUGACGAGGGACCGAAAUGUGUAUUUGUGUCAAGUCAAUCAAGUGGCGACACGACAGCUGGCAUAUUGACAGUUUUUGAAAGUACAGCCGUGAAAAGUAGGCGUCCUUCUUGCACUAGCGAUGUGUUGGUGUUUUACGUGCUAGCGGCAGCUGUUUCCUUCAUAUGCAAACAAUGUGCAUUUUGCGAGACCAGAAUAUAGUAGCUUAUUUGCACUGACCCCGUAUCUCGCUAAGCAAAGCCGUCAUCACGCAUUCAGGUUCAUCUUCAUGGCUCAAGGCACAAGCGCCGCGUCCGCACACAGCCGGGCUGUAACCUGGCAACGGUCAACGGUCUUCUGAUUGGCUCAAAUAAUACGACGUCGUACAAGCGACAGCAGAGAGGAGCGCCAUUUUGAAAAGAAAAAAAAAAUCACUAGCCACCCCACUUGUUGGAUAUUAUUGGUUCAAGAACAAGAAAAAAGUUAAUGAUUGUCUAUGAUGCAUUAAGAAAAAUAUUUUAAUGUUAUUUUCCAAACAUUGUGUUUUUCAAGAUGCCGCCAGAAUACAGCUGACAAUACAGCUGAGAGAAGGGUAUUAUGUAAACAGUAAAAUGUAUUUCAGUACAUGCGACUGCCCUCACUGCUCAGUCAGUCACAGUUUGUCCAGGAUGUGGACACUAAUGAAUGGCUCCAACGCUGUGUCUGAUGUGUGCCUUUGCCUGGCAGGCGAUCCAGUGUGCUACAUUAUGAAAAGGUGGAGGAGCUGGUGAGGUUGGUGAUGGAGCUGGCUCCAGAGCUGUGGAUAUCCAGAGAGAAAGUCCAGCUCCUGCUUAGACUAAGAGGAAAGGCAAGAAGGACAUUUUUUCCCCCCAACGUUUCUUUCCUCCACCUGUGAUGAGCAGAACAAGUUCCUCUGUUGUCCCUGUAAGAGACAGAAGGGAAAGGUUGCUGAACCAUGGGCAGCACGUCAGGAAGGCCUAUCACGGGUUCCCCGACCAGACCUCUCAGCAGUAGAGCCAACACACAACCGGAAAAGGCCCCGUAUUUGUUCACCCACUGAGGUGUCAGCUGUGAGUGGAUCAACCUGUGCUGCCGGGCUGCCCUGCUGAUUAGUUCAUUGAAACUUACAUCUAGCCAAUCAUCAUUCAGGGACAUGGUCAUAUAUAGGCCAGCACACCUGUCUGCGCUCUCUCUCUCGCUCUUUCUGGACAUUGGUGUGUGUUUGUCAAGCAGAAAAACAUAAAGGUAAAAGUAUGUGGUGGGAGAUUUUGGCAAAGUAGGUGAGUUUGGAGUACCCUAUACAUUUGUGCAGCACAUAGUGGUUUUUUGUUAAUGCACACUAGGGUUAUUGGUUGGUGCCACCCACUGUAUUUGAUUUAUUUAAGUCUUUUUUUUUUAGAUCAGAGACAGGUAGGCCUUUUGUUUGUUCUUUUGUUCUUAGCAGUUGAGUGUAGUUAGGCCUAGUUUUUUGUACUGUUUUUCGAUUGUUUUGGCACAACCACUUAUUCCCAAUUCUCCCCCACAUUUGUUUAGGUUAAUUUCUGUUGUUCCCGUUGUAUUUGGUUUCCGAUGGAAAAUAAAAACAUUUUUACUUUUCUCCACCACAUGGACUCCUUCAAAUUGUUUGGUUGAGGUGUUACAGCUUCCAGCAUUCCCCUAGCUUCCACCUCAAUGGGGCUGUAACACACGUUCAAACUGCUACUGCAAAUUUUUAAAGCAAAAAUGUCAAACAUUUUGUGCUUCAAGCCACACAUGUAACCUUAUCCUGUUUUGGUUAUUUCACCACAUGGUCAGUCCCUUCCUGACCAUGUGGUCAGGAAGGGACUGGUAUUCUGAGACUUUGCCAUGAAUGGGCAUUCUCUAAGUUCCAUGAAAGACUGGUGUCAACAUAUCUCAGGUCAGAACUGGGUAUCAUCAUGUGCAGUGCUCUGUGCUGAUGACUCCUGUUUCUUCCUUCAGCUCAAGAAAGGACACAGACUGAUGAAAAAGGCUGGACAGAAAUAAACAGAAUGCAAACUUUCUGCCUGCAAAAAAACAUUGAUUUCCACUUGUUUGGUGUGGAUGGAUUUUGCAAGGAAUCCGUCAAGCAAGCUGUGCUCUCUGCUUCAAAAAUAAAACCUCACGUAGAUGUGACUGGCUGCUGUGACGUAUCAGAGGUCACAACAGCUGACACCGCUCUCUCCACACUGCCCAGUAUUUACCCCUCACUGCCACUGACCCCAGACUAUUACAGUGUCACUUCAACGGCGACACAUAAGGUGGUCAACAGAAAAUCGCUCGCCGCUCGUCUGACCCUUCGACCUCAUCCAAAGGAAACCCCCCACUGGACUGCUGCUUAUGGAGGCAACCACAUUGACUCAGAAAGUUCUCCCACAGUGAGCUCACUGGGUCACACACUCUAUAACCAAGGGCCUAUUGAAGACUACCACAUUGCCAAACCAACUCUUCAUAACCACCCAUCUGUUUCUCAUCCACCUCUAGCAGACAAUCAUAAUGACGUCCUGCUACGCAGCUUCAGAUUGAGGACAAUACAGUCACCGCCACCAUCAAACAAAAUACCGUCCACUCAACUCUUUCCAGAUGUGUCACCAACCUUAAUGACCUAGCAAUUAUCAAUAGCUCAGAGCUUGGAUACAAUCCAACAUCCGUCCUCAGCUGUGAAUCAGGAUAUAAUGUCUCAGCUCAAUGUAACAACUCAGGAUGUGUCAUCAACUGCAUUAGUGGGUCAGCUGGCACUGUCUGGACAAACUGAAUUGGAGUCCACAUACUCAGUGUCCUUGUUGGAGCUCCCAGUGAAGACCUUUACCCCAGCUCUACCCUCUGACUUUUUUGGUGAACAACUUGAGACGCUUGAUAUUAUAAAGCCAGUAUUUACAGUAGAGUCUCUCAAAGCAUCAUCACCUAUGAUGCCGCCAUUACAGACUUUCUCCAUAUCUCUUCCACUGCAACAAACACUCCAUACACUGCUAUCUGGGAAGUCUUAGUUAGUGGAAUGACACAUAUGACCUACCCGGCUCCAUUUUCAGUAUUUGAGAGCGUCACACUAUUGUCUGAGGACCAUUUUGAUCCAACUGCUCCCUCUGCUGUCCAGGAACCAUUCACUACAAACUUCACUGAUGAAAUCCAGUUACUUGUUCGUUCCUUUCCAUUAUGUAGCCAGUCUGUGGCACAGGAACUUGUCUCUGUAAGUGGGUGGGCCGCACAAAUCAAAAGUACCUACCUCUAUAGCACAGCUGAGCCCGUGACAAGUGACAAGUUAUUCACAAGAUAAGAAGUAUUGGACUGCUUUUCAAUCACAGUUUUUAAUGACUGGUUCAAAUGGACAGUUCUUUUCAACCCAGGCAUCGAACCCAGCAAUGCAUCUGUCUGCCUGUACAACUACAGAAAUAAACCAUGUAACAG
Messenger RNA from Scatophagus argus, 6816 nucleotides. RefSeq names its product zinc finger protein 184. The transcript has 14 exons. Lineage: Eukaryota; Metazoa; Chordata; Actinopteri; Scatophagidae. The record is from RefSeq and is a predicted model, not a curated record. The coding region runs from base 190 to 2526 and encodes 778 amino acids.